Lasiodiplodia theobromae is the source of this 6405-nucleotide messenger RNA. Its product is annotated as Nacht domain protein. The transcript is spliced from 4 exons. NCBI's taxonomy places the organism in Eukaryota, Fungi, Ascomycota, Dothideomycetes, Botryosphaeriales, Botryosphaeriaceae. The coding region runs from base 1 to 6405 and encodes 2134 amino acids. Gene Ontology annotation, molecular function: protein binding. The record is from RefSeq and is a predicted model, not a curated record.
AUGGCCGCACCGGAAGUACAGUCGACCCGGUCGAGCUCUGCUUCCACCUCCAAAAUACAGACUGCCGAGAAGCGAGACAGCUUCACCAGUAGCAAUGGCUACCAUGAAUCCAAUGGCACCAAUGGAUACAAUGGCAUUGGCCGCUCCAAUGGAUAUGGAUCUUCCAGUCCAGUCCUUCAUUCCCCUACUUCAAGUACGACGAAGACGAGCAUCCUCCGGGAGAGGACUAUUCGGAUGACUCAAUCAAUGAGGGUACGGUUUGGAGGAUCCUCAGACAUGUUCCUCGACAACAUCAGCAGCUUCGAAGAUUUCCUCGAUGCCGUUGCUGACCAACGCUUGCGAUUCAUGCCGCACAGCGGCAGCAAGUGGGACAAAGUCCUCCGCUGGGCCGAAGGAUUCUGUACCUACGUCUACGGCUUCCAUCACAUCGUGCACACGUUCAUGCUCCACAGCGAAGACGCGUCCAGGAUGAUCUGGAACAGUGUUCUGGCGCUGUUGGAGAUGGGACCUCGGCACAUCAAGGUCCUCACCAAGGUCUUCAGCGUCCUCAACCGUCUGGGGAUGUCGAUCACGCUGUUGCUUCGUCAAGAACUGCUCUUGACUGCCACUUCCGAGAUUCGCCGUGGGCUGGCCCACGCGUAUUCUGACCUCAUGGAGCUGACUUGCGCCAUCAGCAUGCACUACGUCGGCAAGAGCCAAGGCGACCAGCGGAUUGACAUGGAAGAUUUCAAUGAUCAAUUUAAUGUCUACAUCAACGCGUAUUACCAGCAUCGGGAUCACGUGGCUGAUGCUUUGUGGUCUGUCCACAUGAAGAGCAUCUCGGAAGCGGAGACGGACAACUUCCACGACAUUCGCAGCUUCCUUGAGCCUGCCGAUAGAUCUGUCCAGAAGCUCAUGAUGGGCAGGCAUUCUCUCGGCAGCGAGAGGGCAGAAUUCACUUGUGAAUGGUUCAACUACCACCUGAACGACUUCGUGAUCAGGAACAACAAGAUGCUGCUGAUCACCGGACCCAGCGGCUGCGGAAAGACGAUGCUUUCCGACUGGAUUGUCGAGUCUCUGCGCGGCUCAAUGGAGUCGGAUCAGUACGAUGUCGUCUUCUAUCGCGUCUGGACUGACAUCCCCGAGACCACUUCCGCACUCAGCCUCGUGAAGGACCUCUUCAUGCAGACGCUCAACAGGAAUAUUGGCGAUGAAGUUCUCAUUUCCAGCGCUCGGCGAGCAAUGGACAUGGCAUCCAAUGGCAGCCCUGCUGCAGCAGUUGAGAAGGUCCUCUGGGAGGGUCUUGCCCACGUGGCUUCGCACUCCAAGCUGAUGAUUGUCGUCGAUGGCCUUGAUCAAAUCACAGGCGACCAGCACGCCGUCUUGGAUCAUCUCCACUUUGUUGCCGCUGCGGACAGGCAUUCCAAGGUCAUCGUCCUCAGCCGACCUCUCCAGAAGCCCGCGCCAUCGAAGACACAGCACCUCUCCAUCAGUGAAAAGAACAUCCUCCACGACAUCCAGCUGCUCAUCGAGUCCCGCAUGGACGAGAACGACCGCAUGUCAGGCAUGAACAUCACCGACAAGAAGGAGAUUGCGCAGAAGAUUGCCGAAAAAUCGCACGGCUCCUUCCUCUGGGCCGACUGCGCCUUCCAAUGCCUCAAGCACGAGCGCACGCCCUCGGGCUUCAUGCAGUGGCUCGCGCGCGCACCGAAGAGCAUCGAGCACUUCGUCGACCACCACGUCAACGAGCUGCAGCUGGCCGACGCCGAGACGCGUGCCAUCCUCUCCUGGAUCCUCGCCGCGCACCGGCCGCUGGCCGUCACGGAGAUCAAGCAGCUGCUGGAAAUCGACACGAAGAACCACACCAUCAGCGUGCGCUACGACGACGUCACCGAGACCAUCCGGCACGCCGUGGGCCCGCUCGUUGAUAUUGUUGAGGGCCACGUCUGCCUCAAGCACCCCAGCUUCCGGCCGCACCUGGUCGAGUUCCAGACGGACAAGUUCAAGUUCGACGUCAAGAAGGCGCAGUCGUCGCUGACGCUCCGGCUGCUAGCGUACGUCAAGCACUACGUCCACGAGGACACGGACGUCGCCUGGCGCCCGGCCCGCCCCUACGAGGCGCGCACGUACUUCGACAGCCACGCGCUGCUCGAGUACGCGACGCGGUACUGGGUCGACCACUUCCGCGUCUCACGCUUCUACAGCACUGAGCAGAAGACCACGGAGAUCGAUGUCCGCCUCCGCAAGUGCUGGCCCAGCUCGACGCUGCUCGCUGUGCUCGAGGGCGCGUGCUUCGGCUGGGGCACCGUCAGCGUCGAGCGCGAGACGAACCAGCGUGUCGCGUUCGAGAUGCGCAAGGCCAUCCUCGGCAUGCACGCCACGGCGACGCUGCAGAGCAUGGUCUUCCUGAUCCAGCACUACACGCAGACGCGGCGCACCGAGGUCACGUCGCUCGCGUACGAGGCGUGGCAGAUCAGCCGGACCAUCUCGUCGUCGGACACGACCGUGGCGCUCGAGUGCGCCCACGCCUUCGUCAUGGCUACUGACACGUUGACGGUCAAGAAGCGCACCGAGGUGGUGACGCGGAAGGAGGAAAUGCUGCAGUAUCUGAUCGCGACGCACAAGCGCACCGGCGGCGUGUCGCACGAGCGCACCAUCCGCUACACCAAGACGCUGGCCGAGCUCUACGUGUCGAUUUCUGAGACGGACAGAGCCGUGUCGUUGUACCGCGAUCUGUACAACGUCAGCAUCGAGCGCUACGGCUACUUCCAUGAGGAGACGACGGCCGUGUACAACACGCUCGUGCAGCAUCUGAAGGCGACCAAUCGCCAUGACACGGUGCUCGAGAUUGUCAGGGACUACCAUGCUUAUGUUUGCAAGACGUUGUCGGUGAACGACGAGAGGCGCGUGAAGUCGACGAUGAACCUGGUGUCCAUGUACGAGGAGCGCAAGGAGGUGGCGAAGGCCGAGGAGGUGCUGGUCAGCUACUGGAAGAGCGUCAUGACCAGCAGCAAGUCGUCGUCGACGUCCAUCGAGACCAAGGUCGACAUCGCUGUCGAGUACUCGCGCUUCCUGCGGCGCCACCAGCGCACCGAGGAGGCCGAGGCCGUCAUGCGCGGUGUGUACUCGGAGGUCGUGAACACCACCGAGGAGUCGCGCCAGGAGAGCUCGUCCGUGUUCAAGCGCGUCAAGGCCAUCGCCCAGGAGUUCAAGUCCCUGAAGUCGUUCAGCAUGGCCCGCUCCAUCUACUCGCGGCUGUGGGAGCAGACCAAGUCGUCGUCCUCCACCGAGUCCUCGUCCAUGUCGGAAGAGGUGGCCACGGAGCUCGCCGAGACGGUCAGCGAGGAGAUCACGACCAAGACGGAGACGACGACCAUGUCGACGUCCAACUUCUCGACGCUGACGACCGAGGACGAGUCGACGCUGCGCGAGGUGUUCCAGUCGUCGCUGACCAUGUCGUCAUCCAACAAGUCCAUGUCGUCGUCGGUCAUCAAGACGGGCAUGGCGCUGUCGUCCAGCUACUACAAGAAGGAGCAGUACCACGAGGCGGCCACGACCUACUCGCAGAUCCUCAGCAAGACGUGGGCCUCGAUCGAGACGCGCGAGUCCAGCGUGCAGGAGCAUUCCGAGGAGAUGAUCGAGGUGGCCAUGAGCCUGGCCGAGUGCUGCUUCCAGCAGCUGCAGAUCGAGCGGUCCGAGACCAUCUACCGCAACGUCUUCCGCACGCUGCUGCUUCGCUCGUCCAAGAACAGCAGCCACCACGAGUGGGUGGUGCGCAAGGCCCGCGCCGUCAUCGAGUACCACAAGCGCAUCUACCGCUUCGACGCCGCCGUCACCUACUACCACGACCUGUGCCUGCACCUGCACCAACGCCUCGGCAAGGCGCAUUCUACCACCAUCGAAAUGUUCAUCGAGUACGGCACGCUGGCCCGCAAGCUCGGCCGCCGCAAGGACGCCGUCGAGGCCUUCCGCCACAUCCACCUCGCCUUCAAGCACGAGGAGGGCUGCAUCCUGCGCAAGGGCGUCGAGCCCAGCCUCACGCUGUGCGAGCUGUACGAGCAGGACCACGCGUGGGGCGAGGCCCGCAGCGUCUACGCCGCCCUGUGGCUCACCGUCACCACGCACGCCAAGGACUUCGAUCUGCGCGAGUGGGUCGAGGUUGUGUACGAGCGCUACCGCUUCGUGCUCGAGAAGCUGUCGACCGGCAAGAAGGAGGAGUACGAGGCGCUGCGGCAGGUCGCCGUCGAGUACACGGCCACGUGCAAGACGCUGUACGGCGAGAAGCACGAGCGCACCGUGCGCGCCACGCUGCAGCUGGCCGAGCUGUGCGAGCGCAGCGAGACUCACCGCGAGGAGGCGAUUCGUCUGUACGAAGAGGCGCUCAAGCAGAGCAGCAAGACCAGCAUGACGACGACCAGGUCGAACAGCUCGCAGUCCACCAGCCAGACCACCUCUACCACCUCCAGGACGACGACGACGACGACCACCGUCUCGUCCGUCGCCCGCAACAAGCUCGCCCAUAUAUACUCGUCCAAGGAGACGUCGUCCUCGCGCGCCGUGUCCCUCCACGAAGAGCAGCUGGCCUCGACGCGCGCCGAGUACGGCGCCUCCUCGUCGGAGAGCCUGACGGCAACCCGCGAGCUGGUCAGAAGCUACAAGCGGCAGAACACUUCCGAGAGCACCUCCAAGGCCGUCUCGACCCUGCGCUCGUCGGUCCUCGAGAUCUUCAAGAGCGAGCGCAGCUCGGAGCGCGUGUUCGAGGCGGCGCGCAGCCUGGCGCAGACGUACGUCGCGCACGGCUUCAAGGCCGAGGCGGCGUCGGUCUCCAAGGAGCUGCGCGCCUCCAUCUUCCAGCAGCUGCGCGAGACGAAGCGCUCCGAGAGCAGCCUGGCCGUCUUCCUGGCCGCCUUCGAGGAGACGGCCGUCGGGCGCAAGUCGUUCAGCGCCGCCAUGGCCGACAUCCGCUCCGAGAUCUUCUUGUACUCGGCCUACUUCGAGGCGCUGUCGUCGUCAACCAAGACAUCGACGUCGAUGCACAUCACCACCAUCCUCGCCCGCGGCGUGCGGCUGCGCACCUUCCUGCUCGAGUCGGAGCGCACGGAAGAGGCCAAGCGCGUCGAGGAGGAGCUGUUCGCCAAGUUCGCCGAGCACAUGUCGGUCGAGUCGACGACGACCGUCGUCGACAAGCAGACGCACCGCACCACCCUCGAAGCCUUCUUCUCCAUCUUCCUCUCCAACAUGGCCGACACCGACGAAGACUCCGAGGAAUCCAACUCGACCCAAAUCUCCAUCACCAUCAUCGAGCACGCCGUCAACACGGUCCGCGAAUACGCCAACGCCGCGCGCUACGCCAACGCCCUCGCCCUCGCCGCCCUGGUCCAGCGCUACGUCGCCCUGGUCGGCGGCUUCGCCUCGGGCGCCGUCGUGCACGCCGUCGCGCGCCUCUGCCUGUACCUGGCGGGCCGCGGCACCGAGAAAAACAGCUGCAAGCAAGCCGACGCGGCGCUGUACGCGCGCUGCCUGGAUCUCAGCCGCGCGCUGCUGCGCCACGCGCUCGAAGCCUGCGCCGCGCUCGGCAUCUCGCUGACCGACAUGGCGGUGACCGAGCUCAACGAGAUCGUCGUCGUGCUCGGCGACGAGCAGCGCAGCUACGAGGUGCUCGAGCACGUGUUGGCUGCGCUGUGGCACGACAGGACGGUGCAUCGCACGUGGUCGACGCAGUUGGUGCUCGCGAUUGGGUUGAGGUUGACGGAGACGAGGGCCGCGCAGGGACGGGUCGACGAUGCGAUUCACCUCGCCGAGGAUAUCAGGUACAACCUUCAUCGCGUGUAUGGGCCGUUGGACGUCGCGACGCUGCAGUUUACGAUGUUGUUGUCGAGUUUGUAUACCACGCGUGGUAGGCAUUCGGAGGCCGUGCAGCUGCAUGAGCAUGCGUUGACGAGGUUGGCGAAUGGUGUUGGUGCGAAGGAGGAUGGGGAGGAUGGUGUGAGCGGCAGCGCGGAUGAGAGUGCCAAGGCGGCCCUGGCGCAGUUGGAGGGCGCCCAGCGCUGCAUCGCUGCUGCUGGUGGGUGGAACGGCGCUGGUGUGGAUGCGGGCCGCUUCCGCGAGCUGUUUGGGGAGUUGUCGCAGAAGUAUGGCGGCCAGCGCGCUUGGGGUGAGAGGAAGAUGGCGCCCGUCGAGAAGUGGUCGAUGAAGGUGGAUGCGAAGACGGGCGCUGGGUGGAAGGCGCCUGAGACGUUUUCGUUGACGGCGGUGGGGUAUGAUGGCGCGAAGGAGGGUGGUGUCGGCCUGUUUGAUGGUGCGGUUGCUGGUAGGGCGAAGAGGGCGAGUGCGUUGAGGAAGGUGAGUAACCAUGUCGUCAUGCAUGGAUCGAGGUCUUCGAGCUAUGGAAGCCAGAUGAGUCAACUGCCUGUGAGAGCAGUGUAA